CGCAGCUCCAAAGAUACACGCUGGGUGCGCGCGCACGUGGACGUGAACGUCAGUGAGAGAGAGGGAGAGAAAAAGAGAGAGGCAGAUACAGGGAUUGAGUGAGCCGUACAGCCACUCAAAGACCGUCCCGUGGAGCUAUAUUCUCAUUACGCACAAUUACGCACCGACAGGUACUUUCUUCAGGAGAGCCCUCGGUGUGACGGGGCGGAUUCUUCAUGCAAUAGGAGGACGAGUUGUUUUCAUCCAUAUUGAGGCUUUUCAUCUUGAACAGUUCUAUAGACGAGCAGAGCCCACACAGGAAUGGUGGAUCACCUGCCCCUUGGUGAGGAGACCUUCCUGUACUACACCCGCUCUCCAGGAGCCGACUACCCCUGCUUUCACACCAGCGGUGCUUUGUCCCAGGGUGCUAUGGUAACAGACGCCUGUAUCAGUCACACUCAGCAGCCCUACCCGGGGGUGACCCUGUCCCUCUCCCCCGGGAUGACACUGUCUGAAGAUGACCUGAGUGACUCCUCCAGUCCCCGGUCAUCUCUGUGUUCCAGUCCAGAGUCUUUGUCUCCGUCCUCACACCACACGUUUGGGUCCAGCUAUGAGAGCAGGAGCAACCGCAGCAGUGGUAGCUCCUCAGGAGAAAGCCAGGACAGCCUCCUGGACCUGCUCCUGUCCCAGUCCAGCCUCAACAGCUCAGCUCCUUAUCAUCACGGCAGCACCACCUCCCUGUCCUCAGACGUCUCAUCUCCUACUUCUUCACUGUCCUCUUCACCCACUGCACCCCAGUUACCCAUGGGUCUAUCCUGGGAUUUCAAAAAAGAGCAGAGGGUCAGCCUCCAGCACCAAGCCAAAGAGGACUGCUAUGAGUUCCCUGUCUUCCUAGAUGAACUGCAAGACCCGGCAGCACUCCUCUUCCAGCCCACUUUAGAGGAGAUUGAGGAGUUCCUUGAGGAGAACAUGGUGGUAGCCAUGGGCAGAGAUGAGGAGGCAAGUGAUGAAGAAAUGUCCCAGGAUGCAGAGAUGGACAUUUCAACAACAGGUUCUGCAGAGACCACGUUAGAACAACAGACAGAAGAUCAGACUGUACCUGUGGCUUUUGCUGCUGCAAACCCUUCGUCUUCCUACACAGAGACCAAACCUACACCAGCCCUUUUGGACAAGGACAACAUACAUUUACCAAUUGACACCAAUGGCAUCAAGCAAGAGGACCAUCCUGUGCUAAAAGAGGGCACCAAUGCCCAAUCUGGUAUGCCUGUUAUCCUGCAGAUCCAGCCCAUUCAGAUCAAACAGGAACCCACCACAAGUGCAAUUUCUGAUUCUAGCAACCAACCACACCCAAAAACCCCAACCACGAAUGUCGCAUCAGACAUCAAAAUCGCCCAGCUUCUCGUCAACAUCCAGGGGCAGACAUUUGCCUUGGUGCCUCAGCUACUUCCAUCAGCAAGCCUAGCCAACGCAAGCAAAACUGGAACCAACGGCCCUUCCAAAUUCGUAAGGAUCGCACCGGUACCCAUUGCAGCCAAACCAAUCGGGCUAGGCGAAGGAGGACUAGGGGGUGGUGUGGCUGGCGGGGUUCUCGGCGGAGCUCAGAGGUACCAGAAAAGUGCCGUAGCGGACCUGAUAAAAAUGCAUAAGUGCUCUUUCCCUGGAUGCAAUAAGAUGUACACCAAAAGCAGCCAUCUCAAGGCCCAUCUCAGGAGACACACGGGGGAAAAGCCAUUCGCCUGCACUUGGCCUGGAUGUGGUUGGAGGUUCUCCCGGUCAGAUGAGCUGUCUCGGCACCGGCGCUCUCACUCUGGAGUGAAACCGUACCAGUGCAUCGUGUGUGAGAAGAAGUUUGCCCGCAGUGAUCACCUGUCCAAACACCUCAAAGUGCACCGCUUUCCACGAAGCAGCAGGACAGGCCGCUCCACCAACUGACCCCCCUGACCCCCUCUCAGACCCCCACCCAGGCCCCCACCCGCCCGCUCAGGACAGACACACAGACAGCAGCACGGGAUGGGGCAGUGGAGGAACUGCUGGGGCUACGGGACUGUACGCGUGUGAGUGAAUGUGCGUGAAGCGAGUGAGUGAAGAGAAGGGUGGCUGAGUCCAAACACCCUUUAAAACGUGUGGUGCGGGACUGGAGCUCAUGUGUUAGCCGUGUUUAUGUUCAAAUAUGUGCGCGUGACGUACAUUCUGGUACUGUGAUAAUUUAUUGGGUGACGUGGAAUGGACUGUAAAAAUAAGCCUGAUUGAAAACAGAAAACUGUUACUUGACAUAACACCUUCACAGGUGAAAUAAGCUUCUUGUAUAUUACAACUGUAUUUGUCUCAUUCAAAUCCUUUAGCUAAUCUAAUUUGAAGACAAAUGAGCUAUUGAGUGUAUUUUUACACUUUUUAAUUGUGUGUUUGACAUUUAAAAGCCUUAUUUCAGUAUAACAUCUCUGAGGGAUGUGCUCUGAACACUUCUGUGAUGCAUUGUAAAUGUAGAUGUAUAUUUGAUAUGUGAUGUAUGCCAGCAAAAGGGAAAUCAGCGGUUAUGAUGGGAAAUCAUGGCUAGGGAUGCACUGAUCCAGCUUUUUUUUUUUAUACUAUAGUAUACCGAUAUCUGCUGAUACCCUAUAUCAACCGAUACCAGUGCAGUGACUGUAACAAAUAUAUAUAUAUAUAUAUACACAUUAUGAGACUUUUUGGGCCAACUACAGCUAGUAAAGUCUUAUUCCAUCAGUCUAUAUGUCUAACCAUGAUAUCAGCUGAACUGAUAUUUGGAAGCCUAUAUCUGAUUCAGCAAAUUUAACAGUAUCAGCGUUGAUAUCCAAUACCAGUAUCAUAUUGGUGCAUCCCUAAUCGUGGCGGGGCUUACCAAAAUGAUCUAAAAAGUGUUAGAAACUGGAAUCCGAGAAAGCAUAUGAACAUGUGCAGCCUAUUGUAGCAGUAUUAUCACAGUGAUAUAGCCACGUCCCUUAUGACAAUCAUGCAGAUUGGGUCAGACAUAUCUUGUUUGGAAAUUGUUAUUUGUACCUUGUCAACCAGACAGAAAAUGAAAUUGUAAUUCUUAGUUUUGUGUUUAGAAAUAUCAUGGCCACUACAAUGCAAUAGAUUGUCCCACCCACAUUUAGCUGAGAUGAACAUUCCUUUAGCAUGAAGAAGCCUGUUGUUGUCAGUGUGUCAAUGAGUUGAAUUAGAGUCACCAGUGUUGCCUCUGUAAGUUUAUAAUUAUCUCUGGUCUUCUGCCCAACCAGAUAAUUUGGAUUUUUAUGUGUGGUAUGCCCUGGCUUACGAAUCUAAAAUCGUUCUUUCAUCUGGUUCACAAAUGUUUAGAACCAAAGAAAGCAUCAAGAUAAUGACAAACAAUCCCCCACCCAGACACAUGUGGUGCUCCGUGAGAAGAGCCACUGGGAGACAAUAUUUUGGUUAUGUAACUUUGUUAUUUACUCUAGGUUUUACUGCCUCUCAAUGGAGAAAAGAGAAGUAUAGGACAACUGGAUGUACCUGUCAAAUCAAAGUCGAACUGGAAAGUAUUAAGACAUAAAAUAGUAUCGUUUAAACAUGAUCGGGGACAUUUGGUCUAUGUUUUAAUGUAUACCUUUAUCAAACAUAUCAGCACUAUUCCUUGUGGACGGUGGUUGGCCUGAUCCUGGUUCUAUGUCCCUAAGUGCUCCGAUGCUGCUGUGACAGCUGUGAUUACAACACUGUAACUUACCAAGUGGCACUUAAUCAGUAGGUUUUCUAUGUAAAGUCAAACGAAUUAUGAAAGAAAAGCCAUAUACUAUCAAUGAACCUCAGUCAUAUAGAUGCUUUCAAAAUAAUAUCUGUUUCUAACAUACCUCACAAUAAUGUAAAACAAUGGACAAAAGAAAACACAUUUUAAACUUUUUAUAAAUAACAAGGCCCCUUAUUUAGUGUGAAGCACCGGUGAAUGUUGUGUCUUCCGCGUGUUACCAUGCUGCAUCCCUCUCGAACCAAAUAGAGGAUUGGAUCUGCUCCUUGUUCAGUAUUGUCCCAGUGAUGUGACGAAGUGUUGUCUUUAAUGUCUAUUGACAAAGCCUGAGAAAGACGCUUGUAUGGAGGAAAUGUACAGCCAUACAUCCAGAAGAAUGAGGGCCUAUUCACUGGGCCUGUGAAUGUAUGUAAAUAUUGUAUAUGCAUCCAAGAGGAGACAUGAACUAUUCUUUUAGUGAUUUCUGUGAUUGCAAAGAUUUAUAAGGCAAUGUAAAUAACGAUGAUUCAUAUAUAGUGGGUAAAAAUGCAUAAGUGUUUACACAACAUGGUUAAAGGGCUUAGAAGCGUUUCAUCCAACUAUUGGUCUUUGUGCUUCUGUAUCAUAUUGUUCAUAAUGAGCCAUCAAAUGUGCCUCUUUUAAUUGUGCUCUGUAAACACUUAAUAGGAAAAAUGUUCCAAAUGAUAUAUAUAUUUUUUGCUUUUGUUCUACAUAAAUCCAUUUACAAAUAAAAGUUU
Messenger RNA from Periophthalmus magnuspinnatus, 4431 nucleotides. It is a transcript of the gene klf15, whose product is annotated as Kruppel-like factor 15. The transcript is spliced from 3 exons. The coding region runs from base 301 to 1911 and encodes 536 amino acids. Lineage: Eukaryota; Metazoa; Chordata; Actinopteri; Gobiiformes; Gobiidae. Gene Ontology annotation, biological process: regulation of transcription by RNA polymerase II. The record is from RefSeq and is a predicted model, not a curated record. Gene Ontology annotation, molecular function: RNA polymerase II cis-regulatory region sequence-specific DNA binding; DNA-binding transcription factor activity, RNA polymerase II-specific.